CCACGUGCGUGCGACCAGGGUCUACUUUGCCUUUGAGAAACAGCAUGUUGUUGGUAUUGAUUUGCUGACUUAUACUGUGGACCAUUACUUUGGUAAGUCGCAUCACCCAUAACCCUUUUUCCAGCUGUAAAGAGUAGGAGUUUGGAUCUUUGUUGUCACUAUUGGCAGUUUUUCAGCAAGUAACCACAUACACAUUGCUGUGGCCCUGAAUGGGAAUGUGUUGAGAAACGUAAUACCAUUCUCCCAGCAAAGUCAGUUGUAAACAUACACGGUCUGAAAAUGUUAAAAUGUAGUUGGCCUGCGUUUAGUAGGCUAGUACAGUAGGCUACUUUAGAACCAUAGUUCUAAAGUAGCCUAUUACUAGUGGUAAUAGCACUGUAGUAAUACUGUAUUACAAAAGAGUUUAGGUUGAUUGGUGGUAUUGUACCAGUAUGACAACUCCUGCUAUUAAUCAGGUCUGUCUAAUUCAUGUUUUAAACGCUACACUCUGUAUCCCUCUUGCUCUUUUCCUCCAUGUAUCCAGUCACUCUCCCUCCUGCCUUCCCCAUCUGUGCUUUUCUCACAUGCUUUCAUUGCAAAAGAAGGCUACUAGGUAAAGCCUUAAAACACUCCCUCUGACAGAACUUUGACCAGCCAAGCAGACCUCUCUGACCUCUGAGAACCUGCCUUUUAUUGGCUGAGAAUUCCAUGGACCCCACCCCGCCUUGUCCUCCAGAAGCAAGCAGUGUGAAUCUUGUGUCUCUGCCACUGCUGUGUUCCAAGCAGUGGACGAGACAGCUAAGUUGUAAGGUAAGUUGUCUCUCUCUUUGCCUAAAGCAAGGAGUCAGAGCUCAAUUUGACAAGGCAAGACAAUAUUAUUUUGUUUCAUUUAUAUAUCAUAGCCCACUGGCUUUGAGGAUUGAGUGGGACCUUAGAAAAUAUGAUGUAAUGAAAUCAAAAGUCCACUUUUAUCCAAAAUAAAAUGAUCAGUGAAUUUAGCUUGUGAUGCUAAUAGCCUAUAAAUCAAUGAAAUAUAAUUAAUUAGUCAUUAGGAAUAUUUUCCUUCUUAUUCCAUAAUGUUAACCCUUUGUUUCUCCCCAUGAAUUCAACAGUAACAAUGAGUCGAGCCUGGGUCUUGUUUAAGGCCCACCCCUACAUCAGCAACGUAGUCGGAUACACAACCCUGUUUGCCUCCGCGGACCUUAUACAGCAAAGCAUGCUUGGAGGGAAACAGAGUGGUGGAUUAAACACAGACAAGGAAUCACUCACCAUCCAUGACUCAGAGGGGGCCAAGCUGAACAUGGAGGGAACCAAGAUUUCCAUGGGUACUAAAAGUGUCACAACAUGGGCUGGUAUUGACUGGUCCCAGACCGCUCGAGUGGCCCUUGUUGGGUUCUGUUUCCAUGCCAACUUCAACUACCAUUGGCUGAAGGGGCUGGAGAGGAUGUUGCCAGGGGGAGGGGCCAAAAGGGUGUCAGGGAAGGUAGUGCUGGAUCAACUGGUUGCUGCCCCCGCUACUAUCAGUGCCUUCUUCAUAGGUGUGUGUUUGUUUGUUGUGUGUGUGUGUGUGUUUGUGUGUGUUCGAGCGUGCGUGCCUGUGGCUGAGGAGUAAGUUUCACUCAUCCCCAAGUACUACAUGUGCGUGCGCGUGUGUGUGUGUGUGUGUGUGUAAGGCUUGAACAUUGUUCUAUAAUAUGUGUUUCUCUUUUUAAGGUCUUAGUGUAUUAGAAAACAAAGAGGACCCAUUGGAAAACUGGAGGGAGAAAUUCUGGACUUCAUACAAGGUAUGGAUGCAGAGCAUGAAUUUGUGGCUAAAGGAAGAGGGCACAACACUUGAAUAGAUGAAGGUAUAUGUAAAUGAUGUAAAUGUAUAGUACACCACAACCACAUUAAUGGUCUCUCUCUCUCCCUCUCUUUUGUUGUGUAUGACAGACUGGAGUGGUGUACUGGUCAACAAUGCAGGUAGAAAACAACAACAACACAUUAUUUGCAUACACACACACACACACACACACACACUGAUUCUCUCUCUUUCUUUCUCCAUUCAAUUCAAUUCAAUGGGAUUUAUUGGCAUGGGAAACAUAUGUUUACAUUGCCAAAGAAAGUUAAAUAGAUAAUAAACAAAAGUGAAAUAAACAAUAAAAAAUUAACAGUAAACAUUACACUCACUCACUCACUCUCUCUCUCUCCCCUCUCUUUCUCUCUCUCUCAGGCAUUGAAUUUCUCCUUGGUUCCCCCAGUUGCUCGUACAGUGUUUGUGGGUGGCAUCACGCUGGUGUGGACAGUCUUCCUGUGCCAUUUCAGACAGCAGAAAGAUGAUACACAAACCCAACCCCCCUCUCAC
Molecule: messenger RNA, 2323 nt
Organism: Coregonus sp. 'balchen'
Lineage: Eukaryota; Metazoa; Chordata; Actinopteri; Salmoniformes; Salmonidae
Source: the annotation of a GenBank genome assembly